ACCAGAGCUCCGGCGCGGCCAUGGAUCCCCUGGCCGUGCUCCGGGACUACGCCGCCCGCGGCGACCUGGACAAGAUCAUCUUCAACGGCGACGACGUCCUCUUCGGCGACGACUACACCUUCCCGGCCAACGCCCCCACCGCCUUCACCUCCAAGCAGUCGGGCCGCCCCUACCCGCUCUCCGCCGCCGUCUUCCUCGCCCAGCACAACGACCUCAAGCACACCGACUUCCUCCAGGCCGCCCGCCUCCGCCGGAUCCCGCCCGUCUCCCUCCCGGACCGCAAGACCUUCCUCGACUUCCUCCACUUCGGGGACAGCUCCCUCCCCUCCGCCGAGCCCCUCCUCCCCUCCUCCUUCGCGCAGGACGCCCACCCGCCGCCGCCCCCGCCGCCGCCGGAGAACGAGGAGGGGGAGGGCCCCGACGCCGACGACGCCUCCACCGCCCACGUCCGCGCCCUCGAGCGGCCCCUCAAGGACCGCAACGCCGUCCUCGACGCCCGCGGCCGCGACUUCCUCGCCAUCUACCACGCCGCGCUGCGCCGCGAGGAGGACCGCCUCCGCAACAAGGACGCCGCGCCCUCCGCCACGGGCCGGCACGAGCCCUCCGCCGCCGCCGCCGCCUCCCUCGCGAACCCCAAGCUCGACAAGUCGCUCGGCGACGGCUUCGUGCCCAUCAUACUGGUGCCCAGCGCGUCGCAGACGCUCAUCACCAUCUACAACGUGAGGGACUUCCUGGAGGACUUCGUGUUCGUGCCCAGCGACGAGAAGAUGCGGGCCAUGAAGGGGAGCCCCAAGCCCGAGUGCGUCACCCUGCAGAAGAAGCACGUCCGCGGUGCUGGCGGUCCGGUGGCGUUCGAGGUCAGGGACAAGCCGGCCUCGCUCAAGGCCGACGACUGGGCGCGGGUCGUGGCCGUGUUUGUGCUCGGAAAGGAGUGGCAGUUCAAGGACUGGCCCUUCAAGGGUCAUGUGGACAUCUUCAACAAAGUUAUUGGGUUCUUUGUACGCUUUGAAGAUGAUAGUGUGGAUUCAGCAAAAGUGGUCAAACAGUGGAAUGUCAAAAUCAUAUCUAUAAGCAAGAAUAAAAGGCAUCAAGACAGACCGGCUGCUCUGGAGGUGUGGGAUCGGCUGGAUGAAUUUGUGCGGGCACGCUCAUAGGGGGGGCCUAAGUGAAGAAACUAUACAUGCGACUUGCAGCUACCUUGAGCAAAUCAAACUGAACUUAUGCUUAAAUGAAGGAACGAGACAAAAAAAAAAGGUGAGAACUGAGAGGUGAACAUGCGGAUAUAAGAUAUCUCCAAGUUUCAACUUUAGAUGUCUAUUGCAUGAAUUCUCCAUAAGCUAUAGAUCCGUCAAACCAAAAGUAGAGUUACCGAAUCGAUUGUUCAGUUUAUACUGUGAACAUAUUUACUGCAAUACCCAUGCAUCAUCUGCAGCAGCUGAACGUAUGUGAGCAGAUAAGUUUUUACUGUGCAUGAUAGAACCAAAAUCUGCAUGAACUCGCAGCCGACACAAUCUCUCAAAUACAGAAAUUUUGCAGAUUAACUGGCCAUCUCCCUGACAGUACCUACAGAAACUGCACACAGAAAGACUAAUUUAACUUCAUUCUUUGCAUCCCAAGAAGAUAAGUCCCUGUUAAGAUUUGUACCUAGUUGUAACCCUCAUAACCUAACACGUAUAGAAACAAAAGCAAACAAAAUCAGGGGAAACCUAAGCAAACACCAGGGCAACUUGUUACCAAAUCAUAAAUAUAACUUAUAUAAGCAAGCUGAGAGAGUGAGAGUUGUGGUUGUGAGAUCUGGGAGGGGAUCUCAGGAGGAGAUUGAUGGAAUUGAGAAACGGAGAAAGAAUGCCUACCUUAAUAUCAGUUUCACGCCUAGAUUAUUAAGGUCACCUUCCUUGCCGAUGAUCUCCUCUCCACCGUCAACAGUAACGGUGUUGCGCAUGGCCUCCCAUGCUGCAGCAAUCAGGAGCAGGCGGAACCCUAAGCAUCAUCAGCGGCGAGGGGGAGAGAGGAGGCUUCCAUCAUGGUGAGGGGAGAGGAUAUGUC
Molecule: messenger RNA, 2046 nt
Organism: Aegilops tauschii subsp. strangulata
Lineage: Eukaryota; Viridiplantae; Streptophyta; Magnoliopsida; Poales; Poaceae
Product: protein CDC73 homolog
Biological process (GO): positive regulation of transcription elongation by RNA polymerase II; transcription elongation by RNA polymerase II
Cellular component (GO): Cdc73/Paf1 complex
Molecular function (GO): RNA polymerase II complex binding
Source: RefSeq, a predicted model, not a curated record